AUGGCAAAUAUCAACACAUUCAACCAAGAUGCCAAUACAACUCAACAACGCCUGGCUCAGCUUCUGCAGGAGUUCAGCCAAACAGGCGGCAGUUCUACGUGCGACAUACUCACGCUACGGGACAGGUUCGCAGCGAUCGUGCCAUACGACGACCCUUACUUCCUGCAUAAGUUCUCAGAUUUCGGGCUCUCAGCCUGCGAAAUUGACCUCGAGCAAGGAAGGCAGACUUACCAAGUGGGAGGAGUCCUACCACCACCGCACUUUCCUUUGCAGUACACCCCCGCUUACAUCCUACCACCAGGCCUGCUCCAGGGCUAUGUGCAUCAAACACGCCAACUUUUCGAAAACCAGCAACAGCAAAACGAGCCACAGCAAAACGACGGACAAUUGCAACAACAGCAACAGCCCGCCCAACGUCCGCCCGGUCAGAACACGGCCAUCAAUGCCGUACACGCUCUUCGCAAGGAGAACAACCCGCUGGGACUACAAGAAGAGGACCUCGCGGAAGGAACAGACCCAGCAGCAGCGAGCUCAAAACGACGAAAAAGCAAGAGAAAGGAGUCCUCCUCUAGCAAACGACGCCGACGAGACGUCGGGUAUGUAUCAGACGACUCGAUCGCCUCAUCCGUCUCAAUCAGCAGCUCGACGGCAGAGUUGGCAAAAUCCCUACCUUUCGCAACAGACGAAGACGGUUCGGGCCCCACUAUUCCACCAAAAGCCCAAGAGUACCUCGACGCCAUCGGCACAUACAAAAAGUGCUCCUGCGCGGGUACUACUUAUGCCCAGCAAAAAUCCUCCGACCCGACGAAUACGACGCCAAGAAACUGCCCAGACCAACAGACAAUUUUGUCUCUGUCAGACAUCGUUUCCCCCUCGAAAGGGAAUGGCGAAGGGUUAUCGAAAUCAUCAGCAACGGCCUCAUCUUCGCUUUCCCAAAAGGAAAGUCAGAAAUCCGAGCGUACUUCACCCACGUCUUCGAAAUGGCGAACCUCUUUGCAAGCCAAGGCGACUGGUCACAUGUCGUUGACUAUGACGCCAGACUUAGGAUUACAAUCGCCACCAGACCAGCACUCACAUUCGGCGACUUCAACGGCUACGAACUCGCACACAUCAGGUCAAUGGCGACAACAGCAGGGUUUCAACCACAAACGCAGCAGUUCAGCCAUCAACCGAAUCUACCAGCUAGCUCGACCUCAGAUCCUACCCACCAACAAACCUCUUCGUAUACGGCAUCCUCAGGGUCCCAGGUGUUUCAGCGAGCAUCAUAUCCUAGCGCACCGAACGCAUCAGCCAACAAGGCGUUCUCAAACGGGAGCCGGCGACGACCCAAUCAGUCGUCGGCGCCAAAGGCCAUCUGGUCGGGCUGCAUCAAGCAGAACAAACAGCACCAAGCUGACAACAAAAAACAAAAAUUUGACCGCUCCUACACAGUUGCUAAAGGCACUCCGACAAAUCAGCAGAUUUGCGGUAGCUGGAACAAUGGGUUUUGUCCCGACCCCUGCAAAAACGGAAGGAUCCACAACCUUUGCAACGUCGUCGACUGCAAACAGUCGCACAUGCGUAAGCAACACUACGGCCAGACCCGAUGAUUGGCUCCAACCAAUAUCGACAUCGGUCUUUGACGAGCUCAACUCCGACCUCACUGACUCUCUAGCAGCAAACACAGCACAGAGGAAGUUUCGUAGAGGUCUGGAAUGGGACUGGACUCACCCACGAGGAUACUCAGCCGCCAUCAACGAUAGCCUGACAGCCAAACCGCUACCAGAUCCACCACCGCUGUCAAACGACCCAUGCGCCGCAUACGCCAUCAAACAGUACCCAGACAUCUUCAAAGUAGUAUGCCCAGUUGACGUCCGAAUGUUCUGCCACCUACUCAAAGACCAUCCGAACCGUCCAUUUGUCAAUUCGGUGGUUCGUGGGCUGGCACACGGAUUUUGGCCAUUAGCGGAACUCCCGAACAACAACAUCGUCGACCAUCCCAACCACUCAGUAUGCGACAAUCACCCGGAAGUACUAGAAGCAGCACUAGCCAAAGAAACGGCAGCAGGCAGGUACUCGCCAAGAAUUUACACGCUACUGCCAGGAAUGAAAGUAUCGCCGCUGCUUCUAGCCGCAAAAGCGGGAUCAUCAAAAUUACGACUGUGUACCGACAUGAGUUACGGUCAGCCCUCCCUGAACGACUUAGUAGACAAGGAAAAAGCAAGAGUUCAGUACGACUCACUUUCGUCUUUCGGGCCAUACAUGAGGCAAAUCCACGACGCAGUAUUGAAGCUCAUACUAUGGAAGACCGACGUAGCAAGAGCAUACAGAAACCUGGGAAUGCACCCCCAAUGGCAACUAAGACAAAUCGUGAAGAUUGGCGAGUUUUAUUACGCCGAUAGUACUAUGGAUCGCAAAGCAUCGCCUGAAAAUCAAUCGCAUCAAUAA
Molecule: messenger RNA, 2427 nt
Organism: Melampsora larici-populina 98AG31
Lineage: Eukaryota; Fungi; Basidiomycota; Pucciniomycetes; Pucciniales; Melampsoraceae
Exons: 5
Coding region: 1-2427 (808 amino acids)
Source: RefSeq, a predicted model, not a curated record